ACUUUUACCAUUUGUGCGUUUAUACGGGUUUGCUAGAGUUGCUGUGAGCAGGGUCUCACUCUGUCCUCUUCCCAUCGGGCUUCCCCGGUUCUCUCCCCUCCCCUCCCAUGGUCAGGUUCCAAUCCCUACUCCUCCGGCGAUUUGAGACUUGCCUGUGACUAGCAAGCCUCCCGCCCCACCUCACCUGCUGGAGGCCGAAUCUGUUCCCCGCCAUCCACCGGCUCGCCGACGAGGCAACAAGACUCAGCAACUUGCAUGAUGGAGGCUGCGGAAUUUCGCCCUUGGUCAGAUCUUCCGCCAGAACUCCUGGGACUUGUUCUCAAGCGCCUCCCUUCCCUAGCUGACCGUGUUCGUCUAAGAGCUGUCUGCCACCCAUGGCGCUCUAAUAGUAUGUUGCAACCCCUUCCUCUCCCAUUUCCAUGGCUCACUCUCCCUGAUGGUACUUUCCUCAGCAUUCCAAACGGUGAGAUUCACCGCAUAUCUUUACCAGAAGGUGCGUGUUGCCAGGGCUCCAUUGGAAACUGGCUAUUCCUCACGCACAAUGAUGAUGUGUGCUACUUGAUGAACCCUUUCUCCAAGACCAGGUUGGAGCUUCCUAAGCUAGCCAAAAUAUGGAAGCGUGGAAUAUUGGAUCUUGAUUCUAGAUUUAGUCCAAUUUUCUACAAGUUGGUGGUGCCCUUUCCCCUUGACUCAUCGCCCUGUUCCCUUGUUGCUGCACUGAUCAUGGAUGAUAGUAACUGUGGUACACUUUGUAUUAGUGAACCACCGUUUGAGACUGACUCAUUCAGAGACGAUGAGCAUCCAGUUCUGCACCUCGGGGAUGUCGCAUUCUUUGAUGGAAAGUUGUAUGGGCUGUGCGGGUCUGGUCACCUUUUCAUCUUUGAAUUAGACAAGGAUCUUUUCAUUGCAUCCAUGGAGUGCGUAAUUCACUCUCUGGGUGACUUGGGUGGAACACCUCAAUCCUUGCCGAGAGAGGGGGCGUGUAUGGUAAGGGACUAUCUAGUCGAAUGUGGCGGUAGACUGUUGAUGGUGAUACGGUGGUUUCGCUCUACGGCCCGUCCAACAAGUGAUGACUGUUUAGAGCAUGACCGUACUGUUGCACUUGGGGUUUUUGAGGCCGAUCUGCAUGCCGAACCCGUUGGAUGGAGAACAGUAAGUGAUUUGGAUGGCCAUGCGCUCUUUCUUGGCCAACAUAGCUCCAAGUCCCUGCGUGCUGGAGAAUGCACUGGAUACCAAGAGGACUGCAUCUACUUCAUGUGUGACUAUCCCUGGCCGAAGUAUUCUGCAAAUCCUCUUCGCGACGCCGGUGUUUACAACGUCAGGAAUGAGACGUUCCUGCCGCUAAUGUCAGGGACCACCGCAGUACCACCACGUCACGCUGGCCAGUGGCGGCCGACAUGGUAUUUCCCUCCUGAAGCUGUAUGAUCAAGCCUUGUAAUCUACUGAUCCUGAGAGUAACUGUUGGGUAAUGUAUCGUCUGAAACGGAAGUUGGAAGGGCGUCUUCCUCACAGCGACAGGUGAGUUGUUGAUGGACGGCAGAGAUUCGUAGUAUUGGAUUCUGUGUUGGUAGGCUGGUAGGUUCAGUUUGAUGAGUGAUGUGUUCUACACUUCUACCCUGUGGUUGUUGUUCUGUUCUGUGGUGGCUGAACUUAGUGUUCUUGGCCUAUUGUAGUGUUGUAACUGUUCUCAGCUGAACUUUAAAAUGUUGGGCGCUGUAUCAUCAGUUUCAUUUCAAUGAAAUUUGGACGGUGUGUUCUCCUUA
Triticum dicoccoides is the source of this 1763-nucleotide messenger RNA. RefSeq lists its product as uncharacterized. Bases 256 to 1425 code for a protein of 389 amino acids. Gene Ontology annotation, molecular function: protein binding. NCBI's taxonomy places the organism in Eukaryota, Viridiplantae, Streptophyta, Magnoliopsida, Poales, Poaceae. The transcript is spliced from 2 exons. The record is from RefSeq and is a predicted model, not a curated record.